AUGGCCGAUUUGAUGGAAUCCAUUGAGCAGUUAGGUGAACUCGACGAAUAUUUUGAUCAAAGUAUUGUUCAAGAUUGGUGGAUAACCUCGUCAACAGAGAAAACCAGAAUUUGUCAAUAUUCUAGUAUACCAACGCCAGGGAGCUUGCCUGUGCAAAUAGAAGUAAUAGCAUCAGAACUAAAUGUUCGUCCAGAAGAAAUGCCUUUACCUGCACCAGUCUUCCCAUACGCUCCAUAUCUCCAACAACGACCUGGACUUAUGCCCAGCCUAGCUAAAUAUUACAGAGGAACAGGAAGCGCAUUGGACGAUGAACGAGCAAGCGAUUCAGCCAGCUACGAUGAUCAAUUCGAAAAAGAUCUCGAGUCUUUCCCAUGGCCAACUCAGCUGUUCGGAAAAAUAAUCAGACAGAGAAAAUAUAAAUAG
Cylicocyclus nassatus is the source of this 423-nucleotide messenger RNA. Lineage: Eukaryota; Metazoa; Nematoda; Chromadorea; Rhabditida; Strongylidae. The record is from the annotation of a GenBank genome assembly.